AUGGCAACAGUCACUCUGGUGCCUGCAGCUUGGCUCCUCUGUUCUCAGGCCCUGACCAUUGGCCUUAAGGCCAUGCUGUUGAGUAUCUGGGUUCUGCUGCUUCUGACUUCUCUGACCCCUAUACUUCUGUACUGCUGGAGAAGACUCCAACCCAAGGAGAAAAAAGACCAGAAGCCACUGCUGGGAGCAAGUAUAAUCUAG
This is a messenger RNA of Pipistrellus nathusii (Nathusius's pipistrelle), 201 nucleotides long. The record is from the annotation of a GenBank genome assembly. Lineage: Eukaryota; Metazoa; Chordata; Mammalia; Chiroptera; Vespertilionidae.